UUUCGCAUAGUCCGACGCCAUUCAGCUAACCAAUCUGAAAUUAUGAACGCCAGGUCUCAGACACUAGAACUGACUGUAGAACCCAGGCAGGUAAAGGAAGCUGUAGCUAGUUUAUUUCAUACAGUUCUUUUUCACCGAACAGUGGGAAAGUUUGAAUUCAUUCCUGAAACACCACGCUAUACAGUUGGAACUAUUGGAUUCUGUGAUGUGGAUUGUGAUUUUAUAGAUCUUACCUAUGUUUGUUGUGAUUCCGAGGAUUUAGAUCGCAAUUUGAAGAAAGAAAUUUCGGCGUUUUCGGACUCACUACAUAGGAGUGCACAGCAGACCACUGGGCAAAUAUCAUUGGAAUUUUUCCAGCGGAAGAAAAACAGGUGGCCAUUUCCUAUAGAAAGUACUUGGGAAGUGUGGACGGUACGUGUGGAAAUUAUUAGGUUGAACAGUGAAUACGAAAGAGAACUAUCAAGAGAGAAAGUUGGUGAUAUGUUGACCGAAAAAAUACUCUAUAUUGUCGAAGUAAUGAAUAGAAACUCAUAUAUUCCAGAAUUUCCUGUUGAGGCAGAAGUGGAUCUUGUUUUUGAUACAACGUAUGAGGGGAUACAGCCAUACUUAUUUAAGUUAUCACAUACAUUAGCAGGUCCCCCGAACAAUACUGUUGGUUUAACAAUGAAAAAACUGUGGAAAGAAACUCUUACCUAUUGAAUUUUUGUGUAUUAGGUAUUUUUAUUCAGCUCGAUUUUAGUAAACUUCUUUGGCAACUACUGAAAUAUCACUUUUGUAUAAACACUGUUUUAUUUAUUACACGUUUAGUAUGUUUGUAUAAAACUCGUGGACUUUUUGCUGUUA
Molecule: messenger RNA, 843 nt
Organism: Schistocerca serialis cubense
Lineage: Eukaryota; Metazoa; Arthropoda; Insecta; Orthoptera; Acrididae
Product: autophagy-related protein 101-like
Exons: 1
Coding region: 43-699 (218 amino acids)
Biological process (GO): autophagosome assembly; autophagy
Cellular component (GO): phagophore assembly site
Source: RefSeq, a predicted model, not a curated record